This is a messenger RNA of Akanthomyces muscarius, 2004 nucleotides long. RefSeq lists its product as uncharacterized. The record is from RefSeq and is a predicted model, not a curated record. The transcript is spliced from 3 exons. The coding region runs from base 1 to 2004 and encodes 667 amino acids. NCBI's taxonomy places the organism in Eukaryota, Fungi, Ascomycota, Sordariomycetes, Hypocreales, Cordycipitaceae.
AUGAUUUCAGCUGCUGCUCAAUCCACCCCCCGCGCCAGGCUGGCUCUGGCCCGCGCGUCCACCACAUCUGCCGCCCACCAGACUCGCCAAUACCGCUACGGUCCCUGGCAGGUCGAAACCGACCACGAUGUCCGCGGUCGCCACCGUUCUGUUCGCUACAGAUACAUGGAGACGCUCAGCCGCAGGCUCUCCUGGGACAACAAGAGCGCCCGUGCUGCCGCCAAGACCACCACUCCGUCUUACGCCCACGGCAUGUCCAGCACCAGCGCUAGACACGCCGACACUGCCAACGUCAAGUCCUGGUCCGACGACCUCUCCGGUCUCGGCGCUGCCAAAACGGUCGGCGCCCUCGAGCGCGACGCUGUUGAUCAGCUGUUGCGCCCUCAACAAGACACCCCCCAGAGCAUUGAGAACCUCCGCCUGCCGCUCAAGAGCGUCCGCGACUAUAUCCAGGAGUUUGCUCCCAAGGACGCCACACAAACUGUUGAUGCUGAGAAGAUGAUCGAGGCCACUUCACAAUUUCCAAAGUACAAGGAUCUCGGCGCAUACAAGUCGGCCAGCUUUGACAACCCCAAUACACCCUGGGAGCUCACUGCCGAGGAAAAGUCCAAGCACUACAACGAUUUACAGAAAUACCGCCCCAUCGAGUGGAACGAGCCCGAUGGCCUGCCCGCCCAGAGCGCUGAGCAGUACAAAGAUCUUCACGACUACAAGCCCUCCAAGUACAAUGAACCUGAUGGCCUUCCCGGCCGCACUCCCGAGGAGCAGAGCAAAGACUAUGAUGACCUCCACAAAUAUGGCCCCGUCACUUGGAACGAACCUGAUGGUCUCCCCGGCAUGACUGCCGAGGAAAAGACCAAGCUCUACAAGGACCUCAACAAGUAUGGCGCCGUGACCUAUAGCGAGCCUGAUGGCCUCCGCCCCUUGACUUCGGAAGAACUCUCCAAGAACUACGAAGACUUGGACAAGUAUGCCGAAGGCUUCAAGUGCAAGGACACCCUUCUCAAAGCUCAGCAGGCCCGCGAAAUGGACGGCACCCCCCGUGGUACUCCUCGCCCGGCCAAGGUUGACGUCAAGCCCGCCAACUACGCCCAAGAGUACAAGGACUUGGACAAGUACGGCCCGGUUCGCUGGAAUGAACCCGAUGGCCUCCAGCCUCUCACUCCCGAAGAGCUGACCAAGAAAUACGAGGACCUGGACCGUUAUGCUCAGUAUGACAACGCUGACCCCCAGUCGGCUCGCAUCCACCCAGAGGAGGCUUCCAAGCGCUACGGCGAUCUCAGAAACUACAACCCCAGAGCUUUUGACGCGGCCAACAGAAAGUACCCAAUUCACCCCGAGGAGGCCACCAAGAACUACAAGGACCUCGGCAGCUAUGCUAAGCCGAUUCUGGACGAGAUUUCUGCUCAGCCCCUCCGCCCCGAGUUCAACGAGCAUGAUGUCGAGAUCCUCCUGAAGACUGCCGCUCACCAGUCUAGUGCGGACCAGCUGGACUCUGCCCCUGAUGUCCCCAACGGCACCAUCAAAGCUGCUGCCAAGCGCCGCCUUGUCAAUCUCGAGGACGCCAAGCACAAGUACCAGACGUCUUUCGAAGCUGACGUGCCCAAGGGCCCCGUCUCCGAGGCGCAGCCCAUCGUCGACGUGGAGCUUGAGGCUGCCCGCCGCGCCGAGAAGCUCGAGGACGGCAAGUCUGCGUAUGCCGCCGAGUGGGGUGCCGAGGAGCACCAGCAGCCGCCGGUUGCUGAGCAGCUCGAGUCUGUCGCCGAGCAGCGUCUGUCCAACCUCGAAACAGCAAAGGUUGAGCACGAGCGCCGCUUCGAGCAGGAGAACGACGAGGGCGUCAGCUCCAUGGAUGAGAGCUUCCCGACGGCCAACAAGUCGAUCGUUCAGGAGGCGCUCAGCAAGCUGGCCGCCCAGCAGAACAAAAGAGCGCAGGCCCAGCAGGACCCCUACUCUAAAAUCCCGCAAGGACUGGAAAAGAAGACUCGCCGUCGCAGGCAGUGA